UGUCAAUUAGAUCAACUUAAUAUUCCCCUCCUCUGAGUGGGGGUGUGGUUGUUUAGGGCAGAGAUGUAAAACUUUGUCAAAGUCGACUAUAACAACCUAAGUAAAAGUGUCAGAAGGUAGCAUGUAUAGUAAAAUGAAGCAGUAUAUUUCUGUAACUAGAUGCUUUAUUUUUGAAAUGUAACUAUAGAUAAAUGACCAAUUGUUAGUCAUUGAUAAAAUAUGACCAUACAGAAAGAGUCAUCAGCACAGAAGCAAAUAUAAUAAAACAAUGCUUCUAAAUCUAUUACAAAUUUUGUAAAGAAGAGAUCUGCUUUAUUGUUUUAUAGCAUUUUUCUUAGUUUUUAUAUGCAUAUGGAUAAUGAUUUACUGAAGUCUCCAAAAUGUAGUUAUAAUGUAUUGACAAUAGAUGGCGUACUUUACAUGCGACACUUUAGCUUAACACGUGUAUGUUUUGUGUGUGUGUGUGUGUAUGUAGUGGUGGGAUGUCAUCUUAAACUGUUUAAGAUAACAGUAUGGAUGUGAAAACUUCUUGAUUAUGACUAAGUGAUGUAAACAGUAAUUUAUUACUUUUUUAGUGAUUAUUUUGGAAAGUUCUUUCAGACCAAGGUCAGGGGAUAUCCUUCCCCACCCUUCCCCUUUCCGCACACACAUCCCAAUCCCAAGAUUCAACAGUUAACAUUACGCAACAUGUGGUCUCUGUGUAGUCCCAUCACUGAAUUCACUCACAGGACAUUCAAAUUACUCUUCAGACACUGUCUACAGCACUUCACUAAACAUUUACAAUGCACAGACACUUCACCUGCUAUUGACGGUGGCCUGACACUUUGGCACAAUAUUAUCUGUUAAUCUAUCAAUAUGACUAUCUAUUAUCUAUGAUAUAUCUAUUUAACUAUCGUGUGUGCUAUAUCUAUCAAUCAUCUUUUAUCAUCUGUCUGUCUCUCUAUGUAUCUAUCUCUGUCUCAUUCUGUCAUUCUUUGUCUGUCUAUCUAUCUAUCUUUCUAUCUAUCUGUGCUGUAACGUGUUUUUCUGUCCGUUUAUAUAUUCAUCUCGAUCAUUUGUUUCUCUGUCAUUUUUUACGUAUCUUUUUUUCUCUCUGUCAGUCUAUCUACUUACCUUCCUACCUACCCAUGGCUUAUGUCUAUCUGUUUAUAUAUCUAUCUAGAUUAUUUUUCUGUCAUUUGUCAAUGUAUCUGUCUUCUUUUGUCUUUUCUAUCUACCUACCUAUGUCAGUCUGUUUAUAUAUCCAUCUCAAUCAUCUGUCUGUGUCUAUUUGUGUCUGUCUGUAUCUGUGUGGGUCUAUCUGCGUCUCUGUGUCUCUGCGUUUAUAUGUUUGUCUAUCUGUAUGUCUGUGUGUAUCUAUCUAUCUAUCUGUGUCUCUAUCCGUCUGUGUGUGUCUGUCUGUGUUUCUCUUUCUAUGUAUCUGUGUAUGUGUUUCUCUUUGUGUGUCUGUUUCUCUCUCUCUCUCUCUCUCUCUCUCUCUGUUUGUGAUUCUGUCUAUGUGUUUCUCUUUUUAUGUAUCCGUGUGUCCAUCUCUGUUUCUCUUUAUGUCUGUCUUUCUGUCCGUCUAUGUAUCUAUGUCCAUCUGUCUGUCAGUGUGUCUGUCUCUCAGUCCAGGUUUUGUGGGUGUAAAGCUGUUCCUUCAGCACUACAGUCUCCUCCUCCGAAAUGACGUAACGGCAGCAGCCCGCUGCGCGAGCAACUUUUCAAACAGGUUCACGCGCAGCAGCAGCAGCAGCUCGAGCUCCAGUCUCUCGCUCUCUUAACGGAAAACUGCCCGCGGUUCACACGAUAGAUUAACAGUUAGUUAACGAGCUUAUCCGAGUUAAAACUGUCGACAAACGGCUGUUUCUGACUUUGUUCAGUAUUGGUUUGGGUAGUUUGAGGAGAAGAACUCGGUAACUUUACGGGAUAUGUAAAUUAAAUGAGUCGCCCGUUAGAGAAAUAGCGUAUUUCUCUCAGUCAGCGUUAGUUAGGAUGUGGCUGAGAAAACGACUUUUAACGACUAAAGUCGACAUGGAGAAAUCCUCAGAAACAGAACUGGAAUUUAUCCUAAACAGCGGUGUUGAGAUGAAUAAUUAGUUAUUAGGCGAAUCUAACGGUCCUUGGUUUUACAGAUAAUGUAGUUAACCCUAAUAGCUAGUUUACUGAUUGUCCAGCUACCACAGUCCAGAAACUUCUAACUCCACGUUGUAGUUUUAAAGUUACCAGCUGCUGAGAUUUUUCUUGAAGAAAAUGAUCUCAGAAGAAAGAAGCAACCAAAUCACCAAACAAGCCCUGGGCUUUCCCGUCGGAUUAUUGAUCCGCUCCCCCAAAAAAAGCCUCGCGAAGCUGGGGAGAAAAUCUAGCAAUGGAUCUCUACAAUCCAACGCAUCUGAUAUGACUACUCGAUCCAUGGAGAGCACUGGCGUCAGGCAGCCAGCCAAAAGCAAGAUCCGUCGACACAACAACAGGUUGACCACUGUGUUUAACCGGAGUCCUCUUCUGCGAGACAGUGGGCUGGGCCAGGGGGUCAGACAACUGUCAGGAGACUUGCAGGUAGCUGACGACCCAUCUGAGCUGUCCAGCCAGCUCUCUGCUCCAGGCAUCCUAAAAAUAUUCGGCAGUGACAUCUGCCAAGGGGCCAAUUACAAAAGUGUGUUGGCUACGACUCGGUCCAGUGCAAAGGAGCUAGUUAAAGAAGCUCUGGAGAGAUACUGCCUUGAAAAGGAAGAUCCAGAAGCUUAUGUGCUCUGCGAUGUCAUUGGCCAAACAGGGACGGACCACCAAUGGAAGACAGAGUGCCUUCGGGUUGUUGGCGAAAAUGAGAAGCCCCUCAUGCUGCAGUCACUUUGGAAACCCAAAGAAGGGUUCUCUAGACGGUUUGAGAUCCAGAAAAGGAGCAGUGUUGAAGAGCGAAGUGCCAAAGACAAAGACACAAUCACUGCAGGUCUCAAUGCCCAGGUUCGGAAGAUGCAGAAAGUGCGCUCACGCGUCACUUCACUCUUCGUGGAUGGGAGUUACGGUGAGAUGGACAAUCUUGGCAUUUGGAGAAGUCUGAGUGACAUGGAUGUGUCUGCUAUGGGCAAAGAAGCUUGCAAGGUCAGUAAAGCAGUGGCACUGCAGGAGGACCCAGAGGCUGAGGCCGACGCAGAGGCCCGCUGCCUCAGCAUGGAAAAAGAAGAGACGGAAAGCAGCGAUGACAACACUACACAGUUCUCCAUCCACCCGCCCUUCGAUUUUCCCUACUUCCUCCUGCUCCAGGGAUACAGCCACAGACAAGACUUUGUGAUCUACCUGAUGAGCAGUAACAGCUGUAUGUUUGGCUGCUGCAGUGAUCCUAUUGAAGAUAUGGAGCGGUUGAAGUUAGAUGUGGUGCUCUAUGCACCUGACGUGCUACCACAGCACUGCUGUGUGCGCCGUUUAGACCCUACCAGUCCUCAGCCUGAGGGCAGCAAGAGGACUCUUACCCUAAUCCAACCUCUCAACGAAGCUUUUGUCACCCGCAAUGGUAUUCCAAUUAAGGACGAGGCUGAGCUUUUCCCAGGCGACCUGGUAGGUCUUGGCCAGCACUACCUUUUCUUGUUUAAGGAUCCUACAGCCCCUGAUGCCCAGAAAGCGCCAUCCUGGAUGGCCAGUCUGUGUCCGCCAGCUGAAGACUCAUCUUGUAAAACCUGUGGUUCCACUGUAAGAAGACCCAGGACCCAUAGGAGAAUGGCAUCCAACUGGAGGGACCUUGAGGGCAGGGUCCUCUCUGUUUUCUACCACCAGCACCAAGAAGACCAGGUGCUAGAGAAGAUCCUCACCAUGGUGGACCCAGGAGGAAAGGAACCCAAACUGAUUCCAGCUUUCUUGCUCUGUCUGUGCAUCCAGCACUCUGUCACCAGUUUUGAGAUGGCACUAUUCCGCAAGCUGUUACUGCGAACUGCCAACCAGAUCCAGCUCACCAUGUGGGAGAGAACAAAAGAGCUUGCAGCACUUCAACCAGACUCUGGAUCUGGGGUCAUGCAGCCAGAUCCAGAGGAGGUGCAUCUGCUGGGCAUGGAAGAACUGAUCCCUGGUUUGCAGCCACUGGUAUUUUGGAUGGCCAAUUCUAUUGAGUUGCUGCACUUCAUCCAGCAUGAGGUGCCCAUGCUUCUGCCCUGGACGCAGCAAGAUGAAUACAAUCAGAGCAAAGAAUUAAAUUCUCAAAUCCUGUCUACACGCACUGCCUGUGAGGAGGCCAUGACUGUCCUAGAAGAAGUCAUUAUGUUUACUUUCCAGCAGACUGUCUAUUACCUUACUAAAAGUUUGUAUGCAGUGCUGCCAGGACUGCUGGACAGCAACCCGUUCUCAGAAAGUGGGCAGCUACGCAUGGCUGUGGGCGUCGGCGACAUCCUGGGUGUUCUGAAGAAGGCACUACAGCUACUUAACACCUUCCAGGUGCACACAGAGAUCUCCUCGCAGCUCCUGGCCUAUUUGUUUUUCUUUACCAAUGCCUCACUCUUCAAUAUUCUCAUGGAAAGAGGUUCUGGAGGAGGGUUCUACCAGUGGUCGAGAGGAGUGCAGAUUCGGGCUAAUCUGGAUUUGUUGAUGGACUGGGCUCAGAGCAUUGGACUGGCUGAUCUGGCUGCUGAAUUCUUUCAGAAACUCUCAUCAGCCGUCAACCUUCUGGCCACACCUAAGGAGACCUUACUACAGGCAUCCUGGCCAUCUCUUCGAGCUGAAUUCCCACACCUCAACCCUGCACAGCUUCACCAUAUGCUGAGGGAAUACAAUGCAGGCAGGACCUGCCCCUCCUGCUGGACUCCCUCUUCAGAGGAAGCAGAAGCUGCUCUCCAAACCUCUGAAAUUCUGGAGAGUUUCGACAAUCAUCCUCCACUCAUCCUGCCCAACAGUACCUUUCACCUGGAGCUCGGAAAGCCCAUUACAGAGCCAGACUUCUUCUCCCAGCUUCAGCACUUGCAGGAUUUCAUUGACUCCCUCCCAAUCACUCCAAUACAAAAUGAAGCACCACCUCAACAGGACCUGAAAAAAGGCAAGGACCUGAUGGAUGACACACAGACAUCAUCUUCGCUGUCUGGCACAGAUCCAGAGCUCAGUGCUUCUUGUACCACCCCUGACUCAGCCAUCGGUGUUGGUUCUGAGGCAGAGGAACAGCUGUGUUUGUCUGCAUCACCCCUUCAUAUCAAGGAAUCUCUUGGUGACCUGAGCUCAUGUGAAGCAGUGUUGGCCCAGAAACUGAAGAACCUGGAGCUCCAGAGUAACCUGCCAGGGGAAACGGACCUGGGAUACCACAAAAGCCUGGCCUUGGACCCUUCCUGCCUGCUUACCCCACCCAACACACCCCAAGGCCUUGAACUAGCUGAGCUAGAGGCCAACAUGCAGGAGGAGGCAAUCCGUCAGCUUAAGAAAGUUGAGAAUGGCCUGUUGGCAGCUGCAGGUCAACAGGAUGAGAGAAAGGAAGAAGACGACGAUGAGGAUGAGAGAGAUGAAGUGUUCACCAUAGAGCUGUCGAAAGGACCGCAUGGCCUCGGCUUGGCACUGGUGGAUGGACUGAAAACUCCACUGAGGAUGAGUGGAAUCUAUGUAAAGUCAGUGGUGCCCGAGUCACCAGCUGCCCAGUGCCAGAGACUCAGGCUGGGUGAUCGCAUCCUGGCUGUGAACGGAGUGAGUCUUGUGGGCGUAGACUAUCACAUCGGUAGGGAGAUCAUCCGGACGUCAGGAGAUUCUCUCAGAUUGCUGGUGGCCAAAACCGAAGCCAGGAGCAGUGGGAGGACCUCCAUCACCAGAUGCUAAAUCCGUGGACGACUGACCAAAAAAAAUAGACUGCCUCGUGACAGCUGAGAGAUUUGGGACAAGCCAUCAAUCUCAUUAAAUCUUUUUUUUUUUUUUUUU
Astyanax mexicanus (Mexican tetra) is the source of this 5853-nucleotide messenger RNA. It is a transcript of the gene radil2a, whose product is annotated as RA_Radil_like and Myo5p-like_CBD_Rasip1 domain-containing protein. Gene Ontology annotation, molecular function: GTPase binding. The coding region runs from base 2233 to 5754 and encodes 1173 amino acids. Lineage: Eukaryota; Metazoa; Chordata; Actinopteri; Characiformes; Acestrorhamphidae. Gene Ontology annotation, cellular component: microtubule. The transcript has 16 exons. The record is from RefSeq and is a predicted model, not a curated record. Gene Ontology annotation, biological process: substrate adhesion-dependent cell spreading; neural crest cell migration; signal transduction.